GCUCUCCCGGCGCUACGAGAUCCUUCGAGAUCUUCUCCGCCCCCGCUACCGGCGCCUCUUCUGCGGCCGCUGAGCCGGAGCCGGCCUGAGCGGCGCCCUGCUCUGCGGUUCUCUUCCCAAGGACCUAGGCGCUUGCGUGGACACUCGUCCCCCAGUAGCCUCGGUCCCUCAGCCCGCGCGGCCUGCUCCUCGCGCGCCAGCCCCGCCAGGGUCCGUGUCCUGUCUCCGUGACCGGACCCGGGCCCGAGCCCGAGCAGUAGCCGGCGCCAUGUCGGUGGUGGGCAUAGAUUUGGGCUUCCAGAGCUGCUACGUCGCUGUGGCGCGUGCCGGCGGCAUCGAGACGAUCGCUAACGAGUAUAGCGACCGCUGUACGCCGGCUUGCAUUUCUUUUGGUCCUAAGAAUCGUUCAAUUGGAGCAGCAGCUAAAAGCCAGGUAAUUUCUAAUGCAAAGAACACAGUCCAAGGAUUUAAAAGAUUUCAUGGACGAGCAUUCUCUGACCCAUUUGUGGAGGCAGAAAAAUCUAGCCUUGCGUAUGAUAUCGUACAGUUGCCUACCGGAUUAACAGGUAUAAAGGUGACAUAUAUGGAAGAAGAGCGGAAUUUUACCACUGAGCAAGUGACUGCCAUGCUUUUGUCCAAAUUAAGAGAGACAGCAGAAAGUGUUCUUAAGAAGCCUGUUGUUGACUGUGUGGUUUCGGUUCCUUGUUUCUAUACUGAUGCAGAGAGACGAUCCGUGAUGGACGCAACACAGAUUGCUGGUCUCAACUGCCUGCGGUUAAUGAAUGAAACUACUGCAGUUGCUCUUGCCUAUGGAAUAUAUAAACAAGAUCUUCCUGCCUUAGAAGAGAAACCAAGAAAUGUAGUUUUUGUAGACAUGGGGCAUUCUGCUUAUCAAGUUUCUGUAUGUGCAUUUAAUAGAGGAAAACUGAAAGUUUUGGCUACAGCAUUUGACACAACACUGGGAGGCAGGAAGUUUGAUGAGGUUUUAGUAAAUCACUUCUGUGAAGAAUUUGGGAAGAAAUACAAGCUAGACAUAAAGUCUAAAAUCCGUGCACUAUUACGGCUAUCUCAAGAGUGUGAGAAACUCAAGAAGUUGAUGAGCGCAAAUGCCUCCGACCUCCCUUUGAGCAUUGAAUGUUUUAUGAAUGAUGUUGAUGUCUCUGGAACUAUGAAUAGAGGCAAAUUUCUGGAGAUGUGUGACGACCUCUUAGCUAGAGUGGAGCCGCCACUUCAAAGCGUUUUGGAGCAAGCCAAGUUAAAGAAAGAAGAUAUUUAUGCCGUGGAGAUAGUUGGUGGUGCCACACGAAUCCCUGCAGUAAAAGAGAAGAUUAGCAAGUAUUUUGGCAAAGAGCUUAGUACGACAUUAAACGCUGAUGAAGCUGUCACUCGAGGCUGUGCACUGCAGUGUGCGAUCUUAUCACCUGCCUUCAAAGUGAGAGAGUUCUCCAUUACUGAUGUGGUGCCAUACCCAAUAUCUCUGAGGUGGAAUUCUCCAGCGGAAGAAGGGUCAAGUGACUGUGAAGUAUUUUCAAAAAAUCAUGCUGCUCCUUUCUCUAAAGUCCUCACGUUUUAUAGAAAGGAACCUUUUACUCUUGAGGCCUAUUACAGCUCUCCUCAGGAUUUGCCUUACCCAGACUCUGCAAUUGCUCAGUUUUCAGUUCAGAAAGUCACUCCCCAGUCUGAUGGCUCCAGUUCAAAAGUGAAAGUCAAGGUUCGAGUGAACGUGCAUGGCAUUUUUAGUGUGUCCAGUGCGUCCCUAGUGGAAGUGCACAAGUCUGAGGAAAAUGAGGAACCAAUGGAGACUGAUCAGAAUGCAAAGGAGGAAGAGAAGAUGCAAGUGGACCAGGAAGAGCCACAAGUUGAAGAGCAACAGCAGCAGACACCAGCAGAAAAUAAGGCAGAGUCUGAAGAAAUGGAGACUUCUCAAGCUGGAUCAAAAGAUAAAAAGAUGGACCAACCGCCUCAAGCCAAGAAGGCAAAAGUGAAGACCAGUACUGUGGACCUGCCAAUUGAGAAUCAGCUUCUGUGGCAGAUAGACCGAGAGAUGCUCAACUUGUACAUUGAAAAUGAGGGUAAAAUGAUCAUGCAGGACAAACUAGAGAAGGAGCGGAAUGAUGCUAAGAAUGCAGUGGAAGAGUAUGUGUAUGAAAUGAGAAACAAGCUUAGUGGUGACUACGAGAAGUUCGUGAGUGAAGAUGAUCAUAACAGUUUUACCUUGAAACUAGAAGAUACUGAAAAUUGGUUGUAUGAAGAUGGAGAAGAUCAGCCAAAGCAAGUUUAUGUAGAUAAAUUGGCCGAAUUAAAAAGUUUAGGUCAGCCUAUUAAGAUACGGUUCCAGGAAUCUGAAGAAAGACCAAAAUUAUUUGAAGAACUAGGGAAACAAAUCCAGCAGUAUAUGAAAGUAAUCAGCUCUUUCAAAAAUAAGGAGGACCAGUAUGACCACUUAGAUGCAGCUGAUAUGGCAAAGGUGGAAAAAAGCACGAAUGAGGCAAUGGAGUGGAUGAAUAACAAGCUGAACCUGCAGAGCAAGCAGAGCCUGACCGUGGAUCCGGUUGUCAAGACAAAGGAGAUAGAAGCUAAAAUGAAGGAGCUGACAAGUAUUUGUAACCCUAUAAUUUCAAAGCCCAAGCCCAAAGUGGAACCUCCAAAAGAGGAACAAAAAACUGCCGAGCAGAAUGGACCAGUGGACGGCCAAGGAGAUAGCCCAGGCCCGCAGGCUGCCGAGCAGGGUGCAGACACGGCUGUGCCUUCGGAUUCGGACAAGAAGCUUCCGGAAAUGGACAUUGAUUGAUUCCAACACUUGUUUAUAUUAAAACAGACUGUUAUAAAGCUUUAAGUUGUCAACUUUGUUCUAAAUAUCAACUAGAGCAAGUGAAUACUGGAGAUUUCUUAGUCAAUUUUUAGGGAAUUGGGGGGUGGGGGUAUAGGUCAUGUAUGGAGCAUUUUGACUUCUAAAUAGUUAGGUACAGAACUGAAGUGCAUUGUAUCUUUUUCAUAAUGGUACUAUUUAGAAGCCCAGUUAGUCUUACUGAGCUUACGCUUCACUCCUUUUAUGUUUAAUCAUGCUUCUACAACAAUACCUUUGUUUUGGAAAGUUGAACUAUAGGAAAAGCUGUAAUUAGUUAUCACGCAGGCGUUUCAUCGUGACAGCUGUGGCAGGAGUUCUAAUUACGCUGCGAGCUCUAUUGUGGAGAUUGCCACAGAGGCUCCCUGCCUGGUGUAGGGGUGAAAGUGGGGGCUUCGCUGUUUCUGAGGUUCAGAGUGUGGCCUGGCAUGAAGCAGCAGAGUAGAGCAACAAAGGCACGCCCUGACCGUUUGCGCCUCACCUGUCCUCCCAGCCCAAGCCCUGCCCUGUGUUCUGUCCCCAAAGAGCACCCACUCAGAAUGCCACGAGCUGCUCUCGGGAAUGUAACCCCCCCACCCAGCGAGAUGUAAACUGAGAAUUUUAUUAGACUUGGAGGUGCUUCCUGACUGAACAUGUAUUCACUAAUAUCCCGAACAUCAAAGUCUGAGUAAUUUUCAGAAGGUUAGAAUUGGGUGGAUAAGCUUUCUGUUACAGGCGUGGUAAAUUUAACUGAGGAGUUGAUCCUUGCUCAGUAUGGUAUAAAGAUUAGUGUCCUGGCCUGUUUAUUCAGGUGGGAGAUGUUCUGUGUAAGCUUGAGGUAUUGCUCACACUCGUGGGAUGAGAGUUAAAAGUUCUUUUUAGCUUACAGUCGUAUUGUUAAUGUCUGUCACGAAUCUGCCAAUUUGUACGUUAAACAGCUGACAGAGCAUAAAAAUACUAAGAUACACUGGAUCGUACUGGAUGAGUCUGAAAUUAGCAAUGAAGAAAUGUGCCCGAAGUUACAGCCGCGGCGUGCUUUUAACUGCGCAGCCAGUGCCAGGGGCACCAAAGCAUUCCCCUGACUGCUGUGGCAGUGUGGAUGGAGCGGGGGUGAGGCAUUUUGGGCACUAGAAGGGAAGUCUGUAUUAGAGGCCAGACCUGGCACCUGCCUUACUUUAGAAACCGUGGCAAGCUUUGUUGGUUAUGUUCUGGACCUUUGUAAUACUCGGUCGUCUGUAUAACAGAGUGUGUCUCUGUUAGUUUUGGCGUAUGUUGUUCCAAAUAAGAUUAUACCUUGCAUAGUUACAA
Chinchilla lanigera (long-tailed chinchilla) is the source of this 4132-nucleotide messenger RNA. RefSeq names its product heat shock 70kDa protein 4 (gene Hspa4). The record is from RefSeq and is a predicted model, not a curated record. The transcript is spliced from 19 exons. Gene Ontology annotation, molecular function: ATP binding; ATP-dependent protein folding chaperone. Gene Ontology annotation, cellular component: nucleus; cytosol. Gene Ontology annotation, biological process: protein folding. Bases 269 to 2791 code for a protein of 840 amino acids. Lineage: Eukaryota; Metazoa; Chordata; Mammalia; Rodentia; Chinchillidae.